GGUUGUUUCUUUAACAGCCUUUGUGUAUGUGUGUGUGUGUGUGUGUGUGUUGAAGUAACUGAGGUUGUGUUGUGCAGCCCCUGGGGUUGUAAGCUGAUUAGCUGACCGCUCCGUCCCAUGUUGCUCCUGAAGGGAGGAGAUUUGCUGCUAAAAUAACCUCUAAGUCUUCUCAGCAACAUGUUUACAGGUCACGUUAGCAGAUGCAUACACUCCACAAACUGAAGCUUCCCUGCAGCUCUCAGCUAAAGUGUGAGAUCUCAGCCAGGAUGCUUAACCGGAUUUGAUGCGUGCGUCUGCAGGAGGGUCGUAUUUGUUUUCAUGCCGACCCUCGGGAUGAUGUGAGUGAAUUGUUGGGCUGUUUCUGGGCACUGCUAGCAUGCCUGUGCAUCAGAUAUCGGUUGUACCCAUUGCCAAGGAGACUGUCAAUGGCUCCAGCCGGAAAAAAAGAGACAAGAGUAAAGACAAUGAGGGCGAAAAAGCACCUGGGAGAUCGGGAAGUCGAUCCAGCAGUAUAUCUAAGGCCAGCAGCUCAACGCAGGGAGCUGUGCUGAACAGCAUCUCUCAGACAUCAGUUACACACUCCUCACAGGACAUAUGCAGCUCUAGUGGUCAAGCUAAACGACAUGGCUCAGAUCAGACCACACCUAUCAUGCCCAUAAACCCCGCCUCUGACCCCGCCCCCACUACUUCCAAGCGCCAAGUUAAACGCCGCGUCCGCCGGCGCAGGGAGAGCACCGGGACAUCUGGCUGCUCCACAGAGUGUGUGGGACAAAACCCGAAACAACCUCGCUCCCAUAAACAAACGCGCACACUCUCCGACUCGUCCUCAGAGGACGAGCAGCGCUGGAGAGAAGCUCGUUCCUGGAGCCGACAGAAAGCCAGACGGAGACGCAGCAGCAGCCGACACAAACAAACCCAAACUCAACGAGACGGCACUGAGCUCAUGUCUGUCAACUCAGAUGAGGCACAGAAGGAGAACCAGCCACCCAAAUGCAAGGGCUCCAAUGGCAAGGCCCACAAAAAGUCAGUGUCAAAAAAAGAGGACAAAAGCCAAGCAACCAAUCCGAGGAAAGCGAGUGAAAGCAGAAGUGAGGAGGGGGAGCCAAUUACAAAGACGUAUGAAGAGGGAGGUCAAGGAGACCCCGAUUUGUCCGUCCCCUCCCCAUACAAAUGCACUGUUUCCAGCAAUCAUAAUGGCGCCAUGCAGCCGCCAUGCACUGAUGAUGAGCUAGAAGUGUGCAGGAUCUGUCAUUGUGAAGGGGACGAGGAGUGUCCUCUCAUCACUCCCUGCCACUGCACUGGAAGUCUACGCUUUGUGCAUCAGGGCUGCCUGCACCAGUGGAUCAAGAGCUCAGACACUCGCUGCUGUGAGCUCUGCAAAUAUGACUUCAUCAUGGAGACACACCUCAAGCCUCUGCGCAAGUGGGAGAAGCUCCACAUGUCCACGAGCGAGCGGCGGAAGAUCUUCUGCUCCGUCAUCUUUCACUUGGCAGCUGUGGUGUGUGUCAUCUGGUCUUUGUACGUCCUGAUUGACCGCACGGCUGAGGAAAUACGCCACAGCAAGAACAAAGCGUUGGUGCGUUUGUCCCCUCUCAAUGCCGUAGGGGUGCUGGACUGGCCGUUCUGGACCAAGCUCAUCGUGGUGGCUGUGGGCUUCACCGGAGGACUCAUCUUCAUGUACAUUCAGUGCAAAGUCUACCUGCAGCUCUGGAGGAGGCUGAAGGCUUUCAACAGGAUCAUCUUCGUACAGAACUGCCCCGAUACCGCCCGCAAUGGAGAAAACAGGCCAUCUCAGGUCACCCAGAGCAACGGCACACACGGGGCAGUGGAGGUUCCUGCACCUCAGACACAAACAAACGCUGGAGGAGUGGAAAUGGCUCCUGUUUGAUCAACGGAUGCUUGGUGCUUUGAACCUCAGUAGCUGGAAAAAGUCUAGAAAAAGGCUUCUUCUGGUGUAUUUGACCAAAGUCGUGUGACUUGCAUAAAAGCACUUUUUUAUUUCCCCUCUAGGUUUAUUAGAGGAUCCAUAACCUUAUAUAAGAUGUUAAUAGGUCAUGGUUAUACGAUAAAGUUUUAGGAUUGACAACCGCAUUAAAAUACAGAAAUCCACUAUGUAGAUUUAGUCAUCAGCAUAAGCCCUGUUCUAAAUAUAGGUCUUCCUCUGAGUCCAGUUGUUUUAAUCAUAUUAUGCUACUUUGACUAUUAGGUCAAAUCUGAUGUGGAGCUUGAAAAAAGUGAACAUUGUGUGUGUGCAACAAGCAAAAGGGGAACUCUCUUUUCUCACACACACUUCUAAAUGCUAAAAUGGCAUCUUGUGGAAACAAGCCUAAGUUAAAGCUUAAGUGUUUGGGACAGGUAAGACAUUUGCUCACUUUAUUUUGAUGGUCCAUUUGUUGAAUCUAAGUUACAUUGCAUCUACAUGCCAACCAAUUCUCAUUAGAUUAUAAGUAGACUGUUAGGUUAUGCCUAGUGUAAGUUGACAUGUACUUGCAAAGUUUCUUAUAGUCGGUUAAAUGUCUGUUGAAGGAGCAGUAUCAAUAGAUAUUAAGCAGAUAGUCUACUAAUACUCAAAUGGACCAUCAAAAUAAAGUGUCACCAAAUAUUCAACCAGACCACUGUGUCACCAUCACCAUCAAAAGGGUUUUAUUUACAUUGCAGCCCAGUAAAACUGUAUUUGACAGCUUGUGAUAGACAGUUAAAUUAAAAAUGGUGCCUGCAUCUCAAUCAGCUACCUAACCUGUCUUUUGUCUCUAGGUAGUUUACACAAAUUCGGAUACGGGUAAGGACACAUUGGGAUACUGAGAAUAUGAAAACUUCCUCAUUGUAAUCUGUGAAAUGACAACAUAACUGAUAUUUUCCACAUAUUAAUUUUAUAACGUACAUUAUGAAUAAAUCAUGUGAUUGUUUCAUUUAAAUCAGGGUAUCUUUCGUGCAUUCCAUAUC
Messenger RNA from Danio rerio (zebrafish), 2943 nucleotides. NCBI's taxonomy places the organism in Eukaryota, Metazoa, Chordata, Actinopteri, Cypriniformes, Danionidae. The record is from RefSeq and is a predicted model, not a curated record.